Letharia lupina is the source of this 1704-nucleotide messenger RNA. RefSeq lists its product as uncharacterized. The record is from RefSeq and is a predicted model, not a curated record. The transcript is spliced from 2 exons. NCBI's taxonomy places the organism in Eukaryota, Fungi, Ascomycota, Lecanoromycetes, Lecanorales, Parmeliaceae. The coding region runs from base 1 to 1704 and encodes 567 amino acids.
AUGCUCCUCCAGGAUACCGGCAGUCCAGCUUACCCUGACUGGCUUGCACUGGCGAUUGUCUUCACCUUACUCCUUCCGCUGCUAUCAUCGAGGACUGUGCGUUACCAGCCCAUCUGGUACAUCUCCUUAAUUGCUGCAAUCGAUGCCCUUUUCUCCUUACCUAACACGAAGUUGAAAAUCUUCGUGAUACUGUUCUUGUUCCGUUACGUACGACUCAUCGUCAACUUAACAGCCUUCUGCUUAUACAAACCCGUUGCUAUUCCCACCCAUCCAAGUCUAACGGCAAAAGAUGUCACGGUCAUCGUACCAACAGUGGCACCGUACGGAAAGGACUUCGAGGAAUGCAUCCAAUCAAUUCAAGCCAACGGACCUGCCAAGAUUGUCAUCGUUACUGCUGGACCGGGUAACUAUGAGAGGGCGAUUCAAAGCGUUGACAUGUCCUCAAACAUUCUGAUCAAACAUUGCCACGUUCAGAACAAGCGGGCACAGGUCUGUGAAGCUCUAGAAGACGAGGUACGAGAAGAGAGAGAGAACAAUGGAGUCUACUACACAGGAAUUGUCUACCACACAAAAAUUGUCUACCACACAGGAGUUGUCUACUGCACUGGAGUUGUCUACCACACAAAAAUUGUCUACCACACAGGAGUUGUACAUACUACCAUCACAGUGCUCUGCGAUGACCAUGUCUUCUGGCCUCGGAACUUCCUCCCCAGCAUCCUCGCCCCUUUCGAAGACCCAAACGUUGGCUGCGUCGGUACAAGCAAGCGAGUGCGCCGCACCGUCUCAAACUUCUCCUUGGCCGGCUUCUGGAACUUCCUCGGCUGUUUAUACCUCGAGCGACACAACUUCGAGAUCGCUGCCACCAAUGCCAUCGAUGGAGGCGUCUUCGUCAUCUCCGGCCGCACGUCGGCUCACCGCACGGAGAUUCUACAGCCGCAAUUAUUCCGCAACGGCUUUCUAAACGACUACAUCCUCUUCGGUCUCAUCGGCCCUCUAAAUGCCGACGAUGACAACUUUAUCACGCGCUGGAUGGUCGAGCACGGCUGGAAACUCAAGAUCCAGUACUCCGAGGACGCGUGUAUCGAAACCACGCUGGGAGAAUAUCCCAAAUUCCUCUCCCAAUGCAUGAGGUGGGCGCGUACGACCUGGCGUAGCAACCCCCUCAGCCUUCUAUCACGCCGAACCUGGACCACCCAGCCAUGGUCCAUCUACGCCGUCUAUCUCACCUCCUUCAUCAACUUCGCCCUCUUUUACGACGUCGCUCUCCUCACCACGCUCCGGAUCUACCUCACCGACCCGGCAAGCAGCCAUCCCGUCACGCCCUCCACCGGACUCCUGACCCUCUGCCUCUGGAUCCUGUGCUCCAAGCUCGUCAAACCCUGGCCGCAUUUCCGACGGCACCCCCGCGAUCUGGCCUACCUGCCCGGCUACAUCCUCUUCGGAUACUUCCAUUCACUCCUCAAGCUGUGGGCGCUGCUGACGUUUUGGAAUGUCGCGUGGGGAUCUCGACCGCUGGGUGAGGGGGAAGGAGGGGUGUCGGGGGGUGUGAACGGUGGGAUGGGUGGGGAUGUGAUCUCGGGGGAUGACGGAGAGGAAGGGGUGUCGGAGGGCGUGAAUGGUGGGACGGGUGGGGAUGCAGCUCGGAUGAUAGGGCAGGUGGAGGGGGGUGCGGGGGUGGGAAGGGAGGAGUUGGAGGGUAAGUGA